CUCCUCCCCACUGAAAGCAUUGAUAUUCCUGACAGUCUGAUGAAACAUCUCCCCCUCUGUUUCACCAGGUAAUUUCUCUCUCUGAAGGGGAGCACAGCUGCAGAGCAGAUCCUGUUCUCUCCCUGUGUGGACCCUCGGUCUGCCUUUUCCUUUCUCUACGGAACCGAACCGUACGAAACAACUUUUCCAUCCAUGCACUAUUUGCUCCGUCUGCUGCUCCAUUUACAAGCAUGACCGCACAACGUGUUCACAGUAAAAAGCGACCUGCAGAUCAACAUCAAGGUCCCAGUAGUUGAACUAAACCAGACGCAAGAGAAGGGAUCUUUGUCACCUCCCAUUAUUUAUCCAGCCCUCCUUUCUAAAAUGGAGAUUUCAUUGCAGGCUUCCACUUUGUCUGCACCACUUUACAACACUAGCAUGCCAUUCAAUGGCUCAGGAAACAACACUGUUGAGCAGUUUACAGAAAUCAACCUUUUUGAAGUCCUCGGUCCCAAGCGAUCCCCGUUUUUUUUCCCUGUAACAACAGUUUACCUUUUAAUCUUCCUCACCGGGUUGUCUGGAAAUCUUCUGACGUGUGCAGUGAUUGCAAAGCACAAGAAGAUGCGUAACCCCACAAACUUUUACCUUGUAAGCCUGGCUAUGUCGGACCUCCUCGUGCUGAUGUUUGCGAUGCCGUUGGAGAUUUACGACCUGUGGGAGAACUAUCCAUUCCCCUUUGGUGAGGGCGGCUGCUACUUCAAAACCUUCCUCUUUGAGACAGUUUGCUUCGCAUCUAUCCUCAAUGUCACAGCACUCAGCGUGGAGAGGUACAUCGCUGUUGUGCAUCCACUGAAAACGCGAUACCUCUCAACCAAUCAGCAUGCCAAACGUGUCAUCACCAUUGUGUGGGGAGUGUCGAUGGUCUGUGCUGUUCCUAACACUUCGCUUCAUGGCCUCUUUUACUUGCCUGAGAGAAUGGAGGAGUCAGCAAUAUGUGCUGUGGUCAAGCCCAUUUGGAUCUAUAAUUUGGUGAUGCAAAUCACAACUGUGUGUUUCUACUUCAUUCCUAUGAUGAUUAUUAGCAUGCUCUAUCUUGUGAUGGGCAUACAUCUGGGUAGAGAAAGGCGGUAUGCCCGGAGGAACCUGGGGAAUAACUGCUGCAGCAACACCAGGAGAAGGAUCAGUGGGGAGAAUGGGCGCAGAGGACAGGUCAUCAAGAUGCUCUCAAUUGUUGUGGCUGUAUUUGGAGUCUGCUGGGCUCCCUUCCAUAUUGAGCGGCUUCUGUGGAGUUCAGUCAGCCAGUGGACCGACGUGAUGCACAAUGUUUAUCAGUACGUCCACAUCCUGUCUGGCAUCUUCUUCUACCUAAGCUCUGCAGUAAACCCUAUCAUCUAUAGUCUGCUGUCCACACGAUUUAGAGAGUGCUUCCAGGAACUGGUGUGCUCCCGUUCAGAGGGCAACAGCUCUGUAAGAGACUCCCCACCAUUCCCGAAGAUUUUAAUGGACACCUCCAUGUCAUGUUCAAGAACCCAGUAUGAGAUUAAAGACUCAAGUUCUUCCAUCCCUUUGCUGUCUCCUAGUGUGACUUUGACUAUGAAAACUGCUGUCCUCCCAUGUGUGGUGAAGGAAACUAACUGCAAGACCUCUGUUUUCUGAGAUUUGUUUGAAAUCUGGAAAUUAGCACGAACAUUGUAAACGUAUGGGUGAACAUUUGGGGAAAUUGAUUUAUUUUCUUUCUUACAAACAGACUGAGAUGCCAGUUUGCAAAUGAUCAAACUGUCCUCAAGAUAUAGUAAAUGCAGUCUUUAACCAUUAUUUAAAAAUACACUUUAAGUAAUGAUUGUGAAACUGAUGGACAGACACUGGAUUUAAAUUCAAAUAAAGUUACAUUAAUUUAGUGAAGCUGAUGUCAAUGAAACCCUGUCUCAACACAAACCAUAAAAGAUUUGUUCCCAUAUCUGGAUAACGACAAUGUAACAGUCCAAGGUAAGAAAAUUAAUGCUGACAUUAUAUUUAUAAGCUGCUGUGUAUCGAGCAGCCUUUAUGUGGUAAGAAUUGGUCAAUCUUUUUCCAAACGUUUUGAUUUUGACUCAAAUCUUGAACAUUCAUUCUUUUGUGGAAUUGUUAGGCACUUAUUGUGAAGCUAUAUAAAAAUAUGUAUAUGCAUAUAUGUUUUGAGCUUUGAAGGGAUAGAGAUACAAAAAGUCCAGUCAUAAAAUUGACUUGUAAAAAACAUAGAAUUGUGCGUCACUACAAUCUUCAUCCUUGAAUCUCUCAAGCUAUUCUCACAAGUACUCAUCUCAUGUGCAAGAGAGGACUGUGCUACAAAGCAACAACAACAACCUGUGGUAGCUUCUUACGGUCAAACAAUCAUGACCUUGGUCAACACACUGAACAAAGUGAACGCAGGAUAUUGUGUACAAGUGGUAUAAUCCCCACCUUUCUACUCUGAAGAAACAGUUGGCAGUUAAUGAUGCCAUUAACAGAGCCAGCGCGAAGCUUUUUAGUCAGAGAAAACAAACUGUUCAAAUAAAUGAGAUAUUGCAGGAUUAAGCAGAGCUGUCAGGUUAAUUCUGUUUCAUCUGCCCCUCUUAUUGUCUUUGCCAGACAGAGGCUGAAC
Gambusia affinis (western mosquitofish) is the source of this 2599-nucleotide messenger RNA. RefSeq names its product neuromedin U receptor 3 (gene nmur3). Gene Ontology annotation, biological process: G protein-coupled receptor signaling pathway. Lineage: Eukaryota; Metazoa; Chordata; Actinopteri; Cyprinodontiformes; Poeciliidae. The transcript has 4 exons. Gene Ontology annotation, cellular component: plasma membrane. The record is from RefSeq and is a predicted model, not a curated record. Gene Ontology annotation, molecular function: neuromedin U receptor activity. The coding region runs from base 364 to 1635 and encodes 423 amino acids.